CGUCGUGGGAGCAGACGCACGCCAAUUAGGAGGCGGCCGCCCCGGGCCGACGCGCCUCACCCCGGCUGGCUCGAGAUAACAAGAGUCACCCACUCAUAACUUGCUCGCUUCUACAUAUGCAACACAGUGCCAAACAUCAUCCAUCAGCUGCAACAGAGUGUGCUGCGAGAAGUGUCAAAUAUGCACGAGGGAGUGCGGAGGUCCUGCGUCCCAUAAACCUCUGGGGCAAUUAAUACAAUCGUUUCCAGGGCCGAGCUCCACAGAUUGCACGCAUCAAACCUCUCCCUGGGCUCGUUGCUUUUUUUUAUUUUAUUUUUUUAUUUUUUUAGAUGGGACUAAUUUACAGGUACGCUGGCCAGAGGCUUGCUUUUAUGGAUUGGAGCCGUCUGGAAACCGACGGCAGGCCAUACAUCGAGGACCGUCCGCGAUGAUUUAUGGCGCUCCGGGGGACAACGAGUCACGGUUCCAUCUGAGUAGGAGGUGGCAAAAAAAGACCAAAUGCCAUGGAUGUAUUUAAUUUCACCUCCUGGAAUGCCUCCGAAGGCAACGGCACAGAAGUUGUGGGAGAAAUUGAAAGCCCCUACAAGACUGUGGAGGUGGUGUUCAUCGUGUUGGUGGCCGGUUCCCUCAGUUUGGUUACAGUUAUUGGAAAUAUCCUGGUCAUGCUCUCCAUCAAAGUUAAUAGGAACUUACAGACUGUCAACAACUAUUUUUUAUUCAGCCUUGCAUGUGCUGACCUAAUUAUUGGACUGUGCUCUAUGAACUUGUACACCGUCUACAUAGUCAUGGGCUACUGGCCACUGGGCCCGGUGGUCUGUGACUUGUGGUUGGCUUUGGACUAUGUCGUCAGCAACGCGUCCGUCAUGAAUCUUCUCAUCAUAAGCUUUGAUAGAUAUUUCUGUGUCACCAAGCCCCUCAGCUACCCCGUCAAAAGGACCACCAAGAUGGCGGGAAUGAUGAUUGCGGCAGCCUGGGUUCUCUCUUUUGUCCUCUGGGCGCCGGCCAUUCUCUUCUGGCAGUUCAUUGUCGGUGGGCGGACGGUGCCCGAGAAGGAGUGCUACAUCCAGUUCUUCUCUAAUGCCGCGGUCACUUUCGGCACUGCCAUCGCCGCCUUUUACCUGCCUGUCAUCAUCAUGAUUCAGCUCUACUGGCAGAUCUCCAGAGCGAGCAAGAGUCGCGUGAAGAAGGAUAACCGCAAGCCGUCCGGAGCCAACGCAGAGCCCCUGUCACCCGGCCAGAAGAGGAACAGCACACCGAAGCCCAACAAUAACAACGUCCCGGGGCAAGACGCGGGGCGUCUGCAGAGCCAGAAUGCCGACGACGGGGCCAACCAGCACGAUGGAAAACUGCAAAACGGCAAAGGGCCUUCCUCGAUCACGGCGGAGGGAGAAACGGAGGGAGACGACGUGGCCAGGGAGAACUGCGCCCCAGCGGAGGAGAAGGAGAGCUCCAAUGAUUCAACAUCCGGCAGCGUGGCUGCGUCCAUUCAGAAGGAUGAGGAGGCCACGCCCUCUACCGCCAACGCCAGCAUCGAGGCCAGCCAGCCGCUCCCACGUCAGCGGGCCAAGGCCGGGGGCUCCAAGCUGACCUGCAUCAAGAUCAAGACUAAAUCGCCCAAGGGCGACUUCUACACGCCGUCCAACGCCACCGUCGAGAUCGUCCCGGCGUCCGAGCGGCAGAAUCACGUGGCCCGGAAGAUCGUGAAGAUGACGAAGCAGCCUCCCAACAAGAAGAAGAAAGUGCCGCCGUCGCGAGAGAAGAAAGUGACCCGCACCAUUAUGGCCAUCCUGAUAGCUUUUGUUGCCACCUGGACUCCUUAUAAUGUGAUGGUGCUGAUUAACACCUUCUGCUCCAGCUGCAUCCCCACCACAAUGUGGACUAUUGGAUACUGGCUGUGCUACAUCAACAGCACCAUCAACCCGGUCUGCUACGCUCUGUGCAAUGCCACUUUUAAAAAGACAUUCAAACAUCUUCUCCUCUGCCAAUAUAAAAAUAGUAGGUCAGCCAGAUAAAUUCGGGCCACUUAGGGGGAAGAGUUGCCUCUGUUUGUGUGUGUGUGUGUGUGUGUGUGUAUGUGUUUGUGUGUGUGAGUGUGUGAGCAAGACUGCAAGUGUUCAUGUGAAAUUACUUUCCAUAAUUUUAAUCCUUUUGUUUUCCGAUUUCUCUCUCAAUAACCGGUUGUCGCACUUUACACAGAUUCAACUGUUGCCAGUUGCUUUUGAGAAGUGUCGUGCAGAAGCAGCGUAGAUUACGAAGGUUGGGGGGGAAAGUGGAGCCGGAAGCUCAACAGCGGAGGGAGUAUAAAGUACUGACACUGAGCGGAUUAAAAAAAUAUAUAUCCAAAUUAAAAGAUAAAAGAGCGGAGGAAGAUCUGCGCUGUUGAAAACACAAGAGUUCAAAUGGGAAAAUAGGGCUGACUGAAUUUCCAAACUUAAAGCUGUUUUGAACUUCAGUGGAGAUACCUGUAGAUACCUGUACAUAUCAGUGUAUACUCUAUAUUUAUGUGUGUGCACAUGCGGAUGUGUGCUGAGCUCGCAGUAUGUGUGAACACUCAUCUGUGCCCCUCUGCCUGCCUUCGUCUGUGUGUGUGUGUGUGUGAUCCUCAUCAUGGCACUUCCAACCAGCGACAUGUAGAAUAAAGUGAGGUCGCUCGUGUAGAUUGCCUCUCACCUGGACGCUAUCUCAUCUACCAAUCAGCCCAUGAGGGAAUAAGUCUCCAUUAAUACAUAGUAGAUGUAUAAAAAUAUUAAAGCCAAACUAUUCAAACGAAUUACCUUUUUACUGAUGGUGUUUAAACGUGAGGGUGUGGCUGCCUUUAUUCGGCCAAGUAUGUCUCCAAAUGUCUGCUCACAUGCAUUUGAAUACAACAAAUAUUAAUGUAGUGAAUAUGGAUUAACUUAACUACUAUUCUGGAUCCUCCAAGAUAAUGAACCCGCAUUGGAUUUGAAGAAACACUUGGACAUUUUGGGAUAUAAAUCCAUUUAAAGUCUUGCAGAGAGAGUAAGAUGAGAAGAUUGAUACCACUCAUGUCUGUAGAUAUAAACCCUGCAUACAGUUAGCUUAGCUUAGCAUAAUUGCUGACAGCAGGUGGAAACGGCUCGCCUGGCUCUCCCCAAACCUUAAAAAAAAAAAAUCUAUCUGCCGGCACCUCUAAAGCUUUUAAAUACCGGGUUAUGUGCUGGACUAUUUUAACUUUUUUUGGCAGGGAGCAAACGUUGCCUGAAGUCUUGUCGUCACUGUGAGGAAAAUCACUGCACCCGGCCAAGAAAUAGUCCCUCGCUUAACCAUCCAGAAACCAGGAUUUGUCAUUUUCACUUUUUGUUUUUUUUCAACCAGCCAUGUAUCAUCGUAGAGAAUAACCAAACGCGAGAGUUAAAGGACUAAAUAGGAACGGGGCGGGAGAUUGUUCAGUCGCACUCAGUCCCGUCAGCUUUUACAAGGACGUCUGAUGUGUGUUUAGUGGUGGUUUAUAGGGACACCUGUGUUUGCUGUCCCCGCUAUAGGAAGCUUCCUACUCGGUGAGGGAAACAGGUGGCUGGAGCUCAGAGCUGUGGGAAGGCUGUUUGUGGAUGAGUGGGAGACAUUGUGUGAUUCUGCUGAUUGGUGGAAUGAUGUCACAGUGUAUACUGUACUUGAUGAUUUUGAAGGUGUGUGUGUGUGUGUGUGUAGGUAUGUGCUCUUAUGUGAGUAUACAUGCUGUGUUUGCUCCAAGAGUGGAGUUUACUUCUGAUCACGAGUUACUUCCUUGUGAUUUUGAAUAAGGGCUAUUUCCGCGUGUUAACUGUUCAUGUUUUUACGAACCCAUCUCCUUUUUUCUUUUCCUUUCGUGAAAUUUUGCGGGCGCGUUAAUUCUCGGGUGAUCAUUUCAUUUUCAGAGUAAUAAAUAGUCGUGUCUUAUUUUAUUUUGGAAAGAAAUGGGGGGGAAAUAUCUAUUUACUGUAAAACACGUUAUUCAUGCGCCUCAUCCAUCAUUUCAACCCAUUAGUCAAUUCUCAGUUGCAUUAAUUUGCCACAGUGGGGGUAGGGGGGCUGCACCGAGUAUAGCUCCCUAAGGCGGACUCCUUAAAAAGAGAUCUGGGACAGAUCCUAUAAUGAAAACUCACCAUGAGGCUGAUCAGAUUAUGGGACGAUGUGGAACACCUACAUUUGAGAUUAAAGAUUGCCCAUUACACGCUCAGCUUGAGCUUGCAUGCCCCACUUAGUGCUCCACUCGGUCCUGAUCCUCUUAUAGUCUCUACCUCCAUAUAUGAGGUCAUGAAUGGAAUGUAAAUAUCACAUAUUCAUUAGCUUGCUCUAUUAUUAAUUAUCUUAACCUUGGUUCUUGCUACUGCAUAUUUCUCUGGAAAGCUCCUCUUUGUGCAGAGCCAGUGAAGGAAGAACAUCCUUGCACAUGCAUUCAAAUUAAAAUUUAGCAUGAAGGUAACACACUGAUAGUUAUAUUUCUUUGCUUGUGACCUUCAAAAAAACUUGCAGUGUUAAAUUUCCAGGCAUCCAGCUCUGGAUGCAUCUCCAGCAUAUAGCCGAAACCCUUAGUUUACAUCCUCAGAUCAUACCUACAAGUAAAAAGUUAAGCAAAUUUCACUUUACCAAAUUUGACUGAUUUUACAUGUUAAAGUAAACGUACGAAUAACUCGUGUUUUUUUUCGUAUGAAUAAAAACGUAAAGGGCCAGUGUGCAGUAUUUAGGGUUUUUUAUUGGCAGAAAUGGAAUAUGAUAUGAAAAGUGUGUUUUCUUUAUAACCACCUGGCCUCUAAAUCCCACACAGCGGCCAUUUUUAACGAUCAACAACUCGACCAGCCUGUCUCAUCACGCCUGUGUGGAUAUGGUUCGAUCAGAUCUGAUUGUUGAUCGUGGUCGAGCAAACAAUACAACCCCAGUCAUCCGAUUUAAAUAUAUAUUUGAAAUUCUGACAGGCCCAGUGAACAAAAUGACAUCACACUAACAUGGGAGUAAACGUACUUUCCGGCCCUCUUUCCAUGUACUGUUUGUGGAUGGUCCAUGUUUAUCUAUCCGAGCAGUUUCAGCGGCAGCCGAGGCAUCCAUCCGAGUCUGACAUCCAACCAUCCGUCAGGGUGAUAAGUGGAGCCGUGUCUGUCUGACAUCCGUCACACGUCUCAGUCGUGGGUAGAGAGCCUUCUAGAAUAUCGGAUUAAUCUUUGCUAAGCUGUCGUUUGAGUGAUACCAGCAGGAGAGUAAGUGGCUCGCAGCUCCAUCGGUGGUCCAGGGGUCCCAGUUUGAGCAGCUGCUUAUAGGUGUUUGAUGGAAGGUGAAGGCAGUUUAUCGCCUCCUGGAGCGGGAAGGGGGGGGAGGAUAUAUCUAAAAGUGGUAAUCUCCUCGCCAAUGCACUCUAAACAUCCGAAGCAAAGUUCUCGCCAACCUCCAACGCCCCACCCCACCUCUUCCCAUCUCGUGUUGCCAAUCUGGUGGCCGGAUGAGAACAAAAAGAAGUUAUUGUAUCAGGCGUUGUCGGAACGAGGUGGGGGGGGGGGGGGUGACGUGAGAGAAUGUGGGUUUAUGACGAAAGAAGAACGCGUUGUCUUGUUGCCAGCGAAAGAGAACGGCUGCCCUGCGUGUGAGGGGGAUAACUCCCAAGGUGUA
Pseudoliparis swirei is the source of this 5598-nucleotide messenger RNA. It is a transcript of the gene chrm2a, whose product is annotated as cholinergic receptor, muscarinic 2a. The record is from RefSeq and is a predicted model, not a curated record. Lineage: Eukaryota; Metazoa; Chordata; Actinopteri; Perciformes; Liparidae. Gene Ontology annotation, cellular component: plasma membrane. Bases 504 to 2012 code for a protein of 502 amino acids. The transcript is spliced from 2 exons. Gene Ontology annotation, biological process: regulation of heart contraction; adenylate cyclase-activating adrenergic receptor signaling pathway. Gene Ontology annotation, molecular function: G protein-coupled acetylcholine receptor activity.